Naumovozyma dairenensis CBS 421 is the source of this 1581-nucleotide messenger RNA. RefSeq names its product putative 1,3-beta-glucanosyltransferase (gene GAS3). Gene Ontology annotation, biological process: fungal-type cell wall (1->3)-beta-D-glucan biosynthetic process. The record is from RefSeq and is a predicted model, not a curated record. The coding region runs from base 1 to 1581 and encodes 526 amino acids. Lineage: Eukaryota; Fungi; Ascomycota; Saccharomycetes; Saccharomycetales; Saccharomycetaceae. Gene Ontology annotation, cellular component: fungal-type cell wall; cytoplasm. The transcript has a single exon.
AUGAAGCUUUCAACAUCUGUUUUGCUAUCCCUUCUGGGUAGUUCCACCAUGGUUAAUGCCAUGCUCCCCAUCCAUAUUAAAAAUUAUCGUUUCAUUAAACCAUCCUCACCAGACAAUGAUUCUGAAGAAAAUGAUGUUUUCUUCAUCAAGGGUGUAGAUUAUCAACCAGGUGGGUCCUCCGGUUACGAUGCUGACUCAAACUCUGACGUUCUUUCUGAUGCUGAAGCAUGUGCUAGAGAUGCGUUUGUUUUCCAACAGCUUGGUAUCAACACCGUUAGAAUUUACUCUUUGAACCCAGAUGUUAACCAUGAUAAAUGUAUGACCAUUCUUAAUGAUGCAGGUAUCUACGUUAUGCUUGAUGUUAAUAGUGGGAAUUAUGGAGAAAAUUUGAACCGUGCUGAUCCAAGUGGUUCCUACAAUAGUCAAUAUUUAACAAGAGUAUUCAAAUUCAUUGACGCGUUUAAAAAUUAUCCAAACGUUUUAGGGUUCUUUUCUGGUAAUGAAGUUAUUAAUGAUGAAAAGGAUUACGCUGAUAUUGAUCCACAAUACGUUAGAGCUGUGCAAAGAGAUAUGAAACAAUAUAUUGCUAAGCACUCUAAUAGAACCAUCCCUGUGGGUUAUUCUGCCGCUGAUAAUUCUGAUUUAAGGUUAGCUACAUUUAAGUACUUACAAUGUAACUCUAUGGAUGGUAAGAAAGUCUCUAAGGAAUUGGACGAAUCAAAAGCUGAUUUCUUUGGAUUAAACACUUAUGGUUGGUGUUCUGGUUCUUCUGACUGGACUACUUCCGGUUAUGAUAUCUUAAAUAGUACUUUCAGUGAUGCCGUUAUUCCUUUGAUGUUUUCUGAAUAUGGUUGUAAUAAAAAUAUUCCAAGAACUUUUGAUGAAGUUACCGAUGGAUUAUAUCCAAGUAAUGGGUUAGGUAACCUUUUCUCUGGUGGGUUGGUAUACGAAUUUGCUGAAGAGGCAAAUAAUUAUGGGUUAGUUAAACUUGAUGAUUCUGAUGGAUCUAUGUCUUACAAGGAUGAUUUUGAUAAUUUGAAAUUUCGUUAUGAUAAAUUAGAAUUGCCUACAACAAAGGAGUCUGAUAUUUCUAACUCUACAAUAUAUAAAUGUGAUGCUUCCCGAAUUCAAUCGUCUUAUUCCGAUUUCGGUGUUAAAAAUUUCACAUUACCAAAGCAACCUGAUACCAUCGCGAAUUUGAUCAAAUAUGGUGUUAAUGGUACAAACGUUGGUAAGUUAUUAGAUGAUUAUGAUGUCCCAACCACAUUUAAUUAUACAAUCAAAGACUCAAAUGGUGAUGAAGUUUCUGCCACAUUAAGCUAUGCUUCUUCAAACUUGAUAAAUAAUUUGAAAGGUGUCUCCACUGCUAAUAUCGCUUCAAGUUCGUCUUCUUCUACCUCUCAAUCAAGAAUUUCCUCUUCAGUAUCUACUUCCUCCUCCUCCUUUUCCUCCUCCUCCUCCUCUUCUUCUUCGACAUCAUCUGCUUCUAGAAGUAGCGGUGCUGCUGACUUCUUAUCCAUUCCAAUUUAUCAAUCUAGUUUCAUGACUCUGUUUACUGGCUUGAUUAGUGCUUUAUUAUGA